This is a messenger RNA of Zingiber officinale, 2557 nucleotides long. Its product is annotated as phospholipase D alpha 1. Gene Ontology annotation, cellular component: plasma membrane. The coding region runs from base 1 to 2439 and encodes 812 amino acids. Gene Ontology annotation, biological process: phospholipid catabolic process; phosphatidylcholine metabolic process. The transcript has 3 exons. NCBI's taxonomy places the organism in Eukaryota, Viridiplantae, Streptophyta, Magnoliopsida, Zingiberales, Zingiberaceae. Gene Ontology annotation, molecular function: D-type glycerophospholipase activity; calcium ion binding. The record is from RefSeq and is a predicted model, not a curated record.
AUGGCGCAGAUUUUGUUGCACGGAUCGCUACAUGUCACGAUUUUUGAGGCAGAGUCAUUGUCGAACCCUCACAGAGCUUCUGGAGGUGCUCCACAUUUCCUCCGGAAGCUUGUUGAAGGAAUUGAAGAUACCGUGGGUCUUGGCAAAGGUGCCACCAAACUUUAUGCCACAAUUGAUCUAGAAAAGGCCCGAGUUGGCAGGACAAGGAUGCUUUCAGACGAACCUAGUAAUCCCCGUUGGUAUGAGUCCUUUCACAUAUAUUGUGCCCACAUGGCAUCGAAUGUCAUCUUCACUUUAAAACUUGAUAAUCCUAUUGGGGCAUCCAUCAUCGGAAGAGCCUAUUUGCCUGUCACUGAAAUUCUUAAUGGUGAGGAGGUGAAAAGAUGGCUUGAGAUAUGUGAUGAACACCGGAAUCCACUUGGAGAUGCUAAAAUCCAUGUGAAAUUACUGUACUUUGAUAUUUCUAAAGACCGCAACUGGGCAAGGGGGAUUCGAAGUGCAAAAUAUCCUGGUGUCCCCUACACAUUUUUCUCUCAGAGACAAGGUUGCAAGGUUACACUUUACCAAGAUGCACAUGUCCCUGACAAGUUCAUUCCUCGAAUCUCUCUUGCUGAUGGGAAAAACUAUGAGCCUCAUAGAUGUUGGGAGGACAUUUUCGAUGCAAUUAGCAAUGCACAACAUAUCAUAUACAUCACUGGGUGGUCUGUGUAUACAGAGAUAAAAUUGGUGAGAGACUCCAAGAGACAGAAACCAGGUGGAGAUGUUACACUCGGAGAGCUCCUGAAGAAGAAGGCUAGUGAAGGAGUUCGAGUCCUCAUGCUAGUUUGGGAUGAUAGGACCUCAGUAGGAAUACUGAAGAAAGAUGGUCUUAUGGCUACCCAUGAUGAGGAAACUGAGCAGUAUUUUCAGAACACAGAUGUUCAUUGUGUUUUGUGCCCCCGAAAUCCUGAUGAUGGUGGAAGCUUUGUUGAAGACCUGCAAAUUUCCACAAUGUUCACUCAUCAUCAGAAGAUUGUUGUGGUUGACCACGAGAUGCCCAACAAGAAUUCUCAGCGACGGAGAAUCAUGAGCUUUGUAGGGGGGAUAGACCUUUGUGAUGGGAGAUAUGACACACAAUUUCAUUCUCUGUUCGGGACGUUAGACUCAGUUCAUCAUGAUGACUUCCAUCAGCCAAAUUUUGGAGAGGCUUCAAUUACGAAAGGUGGACCAAGAGAGCCUUGGCAUGAUAUCCAUUCACGGCUUGAAGGGCCUAUUGCUUGGGAUGUUUUGUUCAAUUUUGAGCAGAGAUGGAGAAAACAGGGAGGAAAAGAUGUUCUUGUACAGCUCCGAGAUCUCUCUGACAUCAUCAUUCCACCUUCUCCUGUCACGUUCCCAGAGGACAAAGAGACAUGGAAUGUUCAACUUUUCCGAUCUAUUGAUGAAGGUGCUGCUUUUGGCUUCCCUGAAACACCAGAGGAUGCUGCAAGAGCUGGGCUUGUCAGUGGAAAGGAUAACACCAUCGAUAGAAGCAUUCAAGAUGCUUACAUAAAUGCCAUCCGUAGAGCAAAGAACUUUAUCUAUAUUGAAAACCAGUACUUCCUUGGUAGUUCUUAUGCAUGGAAAGCUGAUGGCAUCAAGCCUGAGGAAAUUGGUGCUUUGCAUCUAAUUCCUAAAGAGUUAUCGUUGAAGAUUGUUAGUAAGAUCGAGGCCAGGGAGCGCUUUACUGUCUAUGUUGUUGUUCCGAUGUGGCCAGAAGGUGUACCAGAAAGUGGAUCAGUUCAAGCAAUCUUAGAUUGGCAACGCAGGACAAUGGAGAUGAUGUACACUGAUAUUGUGAUAGCUCUCCAAGCAAAAGGCCUUGAGGCUAAUCCAAAGGACUAUCUAACUUUCUUUUGCUUAGGGAAUCGAGAGGUAAAGAAGAGCGGGGAAUAUGAACCUGCGGAGCAGCCACCUCCAGACACUGACUACAGCAGCGCUCAGGAGGCUAGACGUUUCAUGAUCUAUGUUCAUACAAAAAUGAUGAUCGUUGAUGACGAGUACAUUAUAAUCGGGUCAGCCAACAUCAACCAGCGUUCAAUGGAUGGAGGCAAGGACUCUGAGAUUGCUAUGGGAGGAUACCAGCCACACUACCUGUCAACCCGGGAACCAGCAAAAGGACAGAUUCAUGGUUUCAGAAUGGCCCUUUGGUAUGAGCACCUGGGAAUGCUUGAUCAAGUCUUCCAGCAUCCCGAGAGUUCCGAGUGCGUACAGAAGGUCAACCGGAUAGCAGACAAGUACUGGGAUAUGUAUUCAAGUGAUAAUCUUGACAGUGAUCUUCCGGGCCACCUUCUUAGUUAUCCCAUAGGAGUCUCAACAGAAGGCACUGUCACAGAGUUGCCUGGAAUGGAGUUCUUCCCCGACACCAAGGCCCGAGUCCUCGGGACCAAAUCUGAUUAUCUUCCGCCCAUCCUCACAACAUAACACGUUUGAAAACAUUGCUGCUCCAUUCUUUUUCUGAAUAAGAGUUACAUUAAUUUUAGAUCAGAGAAUAAAUCAUUAUAGCUUGGUAACUAGGACAUGUUUUAACCAAACAAUACUG